Penicillium manginii is the source of this 948-nucleotide messenger RNA. RefSeq names its product YoaK family protein. The record is from RefSeq and is a predicted model, not a curated record. The transcript has 2 exons. NCBI's taxonomy places the organism in Eukaryota, Fungi, Ascomycota, Eurotiomycetes, Eurotiales, Aspergillaceae. The coding region runs from base 1 to 948 and encodes 315 amino acids.
AUGAAUUCCUCCUCGCGAUCUCUCUCUUCUGCCACUACCGAAGAGGGCAAUUAUACCAAAAAUACUCAUGGAGAUGACGUGCAAAGGGGUCAGACUGUCUCUGUUGAAAAUGGCAUCGAUGUACCAUAUCUCGGAACCGCGGUCUCUGAUCCAGGGAAUGACUAUAACUCUUCAAGUUCCCCGUCUAAGCUAUCUCAAUACCUUUUCACGGAACUGAAUCCAAGACGUGCCGAUAUCAUCUUGAUAAUCUGCGGGUUCGUCGGUGGCCUAGUCGAUGGCCUGUCAUUUAACGCAUGGGGGAGUUUCUCAAGUAUGCAGACAGGCAAUACUGUGUUCAUCGCCCUAGGUGCCUCGGGGCAACCAGCAUACCCAGCGUAUCUGUGGGCAAAGUCCCUCAUCGCCCUGACUGUUUUUCUACUCGGCAACCUUUUCUUCAUCCAUAUUUCUCGUGCCCUGACUCCGCUUCGACGAUCAACACUCAUCCUGUCUUUCGGCCUGCAGACUUCUUGUCUCAUCGUUGCCGCCGCCGUUGUCCAGGCCGGCAUCGUCAGCCCCAAACCAGAAGACCCCCGCGCCCCGAUCCAAUGGAUGCAAAUCCUUCCAAUCACCCUGCUUGCCUUCCAAGCCGCUGGUCAGAUAGUCUCAUCCCGACUGCUGGCUUUCGAUGAGAUUCCUACAGUGGUCCUCACCACCCUUCUGUGUGACCUGCUCGUCGACACAAAGCUGUAUACACGCCCUUGGUCGGCUAACCCGAAAAGAAAUCGAAGGAUCGCGGCGUUCCUAGCUCUCUUCAUCGGUGCCAUGACCUCCGGCGGUCUCUCGAAAACUACUUCUAUGGCAAGUAGCUUGUGGUUGGCGGUUGGGCUUAAAGGAGCCAUUACCUUGUCCUGGUUUGUUUGGAAAGAUACUUCCGACUCAAAGACGCCGAAGCAAGACAGUCCUGUCUAG